This is a messenger RNA of Gavia stellata (red-throated loon), 1272 nucleotides long. RefSeq names its product C-type lectin domain family 17, member A-like. The transcript has 9 exons. The record is from RefSeq and is a predicted model, not a curated record. The coding region runs from base 23 to 928 and encodes 301 amino acids. NCBI's taxonomy places the organism in Eukaryota, Metazoa, Chordata, Aves, Gaviiformes, Gaviidae.
GAAAUGUGAUUUCGCUGAGGGGAUGGAGUUGGAGAAGCAAGAGCGGAGGAGAGCAUAUAAAGGAGUGCUGUCUCUCUUAGCUUCGGCUCCGGAGAAAGCCAUCGCGCUGCUUUACGUGCUUCUGGCUCUCGCCUUCAUGUUCUUCAUGGCUCUCACCAUCGUGAAUCUCCGGAGAGUAUCCGCGGCGUGGGAGGCGUUGGAACAAGCCCGCAUGUGGAGCGAGAACAGCCACGCGACGGCGUGGCACAACCUCUCGGAGGUCCAGCGCACCCUCGAUAAACAGUUCUCUGGUGAGCUCAAGGCGAUCCACGGCCGACUUCUGAACGUGUCGCAAGAAGUGGAGAACGUGCAGUGGAAAAUGACGCGGUGCAAAGCGGAGUGCUGCGGGAAGGAGCUGUUGGAUCGCAUCCGCGUCCUGGAGGAAAGGGACGCGCUGGAGCCGGUGCUGCGGCAGCUGGAGGAGUUGAAGCAGGAGCAGAUCCGCGCGUCGGCCUUCCUCAACGCGGCGCUGGAGGAGACGCGCAACCUCUCAGAAAUUCUCUGCACGAGGUGCCCCGCCGGCUGGCAGCAGUUUGCCAAAACCUGCUAUUUCUUCUCCACCACCACCAAACCCUGGCUGGCCGCUAAAGACUUCUGCACCGACUUCAACGCCCAUCUUGCCAUCGUUGACAGCGAGCUGGAAAACAAAUUUCUGGCAAAUCACAUCAUGGACAAUCAGAUUUUCUGGCUGGGCCUGACCGACAUGGACAAAGAAGGCGACUGGCAGUGGGUGGACGGCCGCUCCCUCUCUCUCUCGUUCUGGAACAGCGGUGAACCCAACAACGUGGGCCACCACGGUGAAGAUUGUGCCACCAUCUACUCCAGCGGCCACUGGAACGACGCUACCUGUUCCCUCGCCGAGCCCUGGAUCUGCGAGCGCAGCUGCUAACGGUUUCCCCCCCCGUCUCCGGGCACCCCAACUCACCCUCCCGGGGCUUAAAAACGGGGGGAAAACAGUAAAAACCCGGCAGAACCAAGCGCAGGGUGAAAACACAAGGCUCUGGGGUAAAAGAGGUGUCCGAAAAUGGGUUAACCCCCCACCCCGCUUCCCAAAAGCGGGGUGCGUUGCUUGGGGGUGGGCAUAGCGCUGUGGCGGAAGGGUUAAACCGUUUGAGGGGGUCACUCCUUUGGGGAAAAUUUAGAGAUUUUGGGGUGUUGGUUAAUGUUUUGCGAGCCGUUUUCCUGUUGUGCCGAGGCUGGACGUUAUCGCUUGCUGGUUAAUCAGGAAAAGAA